GUGAGUGGCAUGGUAAGAUUCAGCAACUAUUAUUUGACCACAUUUUUUAAUCUUUUUAUUAUUGAAUUCUGAAAGCUCAAUAUAAUAAAGGAGAGAAGCAUACACUUGAAAUUGAAAAAUUAUUUUUUUUCUGAGGAAAAAAAAACAAAAGCUGCGAUGGCUGCUGCGACGGUGCUCCGCCAUUUCACCCCAAUAUCAUCCUCCCUUAAACCACCGUCUCGCCACCACCGCCGAUUCCUCCACCACAGCUUAUUCCCCAAACUACCCUCACACUCUCCCCCUUCUCUCCUCAAAUUCGGCGCCGAAAACUCCGAGCCCCAACCUCCACCCUCUCUACCGGAGACCGAUUGUCCCGUCCCGCCGGAACAGCAGCCAAUCAACGAGUACCAAUCCCUCUCCUCCUCUUUCCCUUUCUCCUGGGCCUCGGGAGAGCUAGUCGAGUACUCUUCAAGACUCUUCCUCACCGGAGCUUCUUUCGCGUUUUUCGUCGGGUUACCCGUUUCCUGGUUCGGAUCCGUCGGACCCGAAUACGAGCCCGUCAAGAGGAUACUCGCCGCAAGCUCUAGCGGGAUCUUCGUCGUCACGCUCGCUGUCGUUAGGAUGUAUCUCGGUUGGGCUUAUGUCGGAAACCGUCUCCUCAGCGCCACAGUCGAGUAUAUAUUUUUCGACUGUGUUCUUCAUUGUUAUCUUGUAAUGAAUCUGAUUUUUAACGUUGCAGAUGAAGAAACCGGGUGGUAUGAUGGUCAGGUAUGGGUGAAAACACCUCAAGUCUUAGCGCGUGACCGUCUUCUUGGUUCUUUCUCGGUGAAACCAGUUCUUACCAGAUUGAAAAACACGUUAGUUAUCCUCGGGUUAUCGCUCAUUCUUGUGGUAAACCUUGGUAAUUCUCCGAUCGCGUCAUCUUACAAGACGUAUAAGGAUCCUAGGGAUAGAUCCUCCAUGCCAAUCCCAGGAGCCUACAAUGAUGAAACCGCAAGAACGUUUGAACCUGAAGCUUUCUGCGGGGAACCUUCUUCAGAUGAACCGUCUUCAGAUCUUCUGUAAAAAUCUCUUAAUCUUAAAUACAAAUACAAGACUUGUCAUAGUAAAUAUAUCUUGUACAUUCUUGUAUAUUGUCUCUUGAUAAAUCAAAACUCAUUACUAGGUUUCGAAAUUAGCAAUAUCAGUUGUUAGACAAGGUCGGUUCAUUCGGAUACUCAAAAGAUGUCACAUUGAUACUUUCA
Messenger RNA from Brassica rapa (field mustard), 1223 nucleotides. RefSeq lists its product as uncharacterized. The record is from RefSeq and is a predicted model, not a curated record. Lineage: Eukaryota; Viridiplantae; Streptophyta; Magnoliopsida; Brassicales; Brassicaceae.